UCGAGUCUGAGAAGAGCAUGGCCGCGUCGGUGCAGGACGGCGUCGUGGCGGCGCUCGAGGAGCGCGUCGCCGAGCUCUGCGCCGAAGCCCUCGCGCGCGACGAGCUCAUCUUGCACCUCGAGGCGGAGAAGCGCGACCUGCGGCGCCUCGCCGAGCGGCUCCGGGCCGCCCGCCACGUGGCAGGAGAACCAGACGACGAUGCGCUGACGACGGACGCACGGUAUCUUUCCGUCCAACGCCACGCGAGUGAGCUCGCGGCCCAGUGUGCGCGCCAGCAGGACGAGAUCACGCUACUGCGCCGCGCGUUGGCAGCCAAGGACGAGGCCCUCGAGGACUAUGCGCAGCAGGUCGACGCGCUCGAAGACCAAUUGGCCGAGUUGCAGCUGGUCACGGACCGCGCGCCCGAGCCGCUUGUCGAGGCGCCACGUCACGAGUGGAUGGAAGAAACCACACGCUUCCCGACGCCGCACUUUUCGCUGCGGUCGCCCGAGGUGGCGUACGUCCUCUCGCAGUGGACGCAGAACCCGACCAAGGCCGCGUCGCUGCUCGCAUGGCUGGUCGACGUGGCGGACGAGAAUCGCGAGUUUCCUCGGCAGCCGACCCCUCCGGCGAUCGAGCUCCCGCGGCUCCCGCCCGAGGUCCGCGACGGCUUCCUCACGCUCAUCGUACCACUGCUUCGGACGCAGCUCGUCCGCACCGUCACGGUCCAUACGCGCGGCCACGGCCUUGGCCACACGGACCUCCGGAUCCGCGUCGAACCCACGAGCUAGCUGUAGUUGUAGCACUGGAUAAAAUCCCACUUUGCAGUUUUGUCAUCG
Saprolegnia parasitica CBS 223.65 is the source of this 818-nucleotide messenger RNA. RefSeq lists its product as hypothetical. Bases 18 to 770 code for a protein of 250 amino acids. The record is from RefSeq and is a predicted model, not a curated record. The transcript is spliced from 3 exons. NCBI's taxonomy places the organism in Eukaryota, Oomycota, Saprolegniomycetes, Saprolegniales, Saprolegniaceae.